This is a messenger RNA of Vicia faba (fava bean), 546 nucleotides long. NCBI's taxonomy places the organism in Eukaryota, Viridiplantae, Streptophyta, Magnoliopsida, Fabales, Fabaceae. The record is from the annotation of a GenBank genome assembly.
AUGGUGAAAGCAAAUGAAGUAGAAGGAGCACCAAUACCUGAAUCAACACUAGAAGUACUCAACCGUACUUUAUACAACCUUGAGCAACUCGAAACCCAAUUGCCCCAAUUCCUUUCCCACUCAGACCCUGAUUACCUCUCCCAACUUCCACUCCUUCGACGAGCUCAUUCUCUCAUCUCCCUCGCGAAACUCACUUCAACUCUCUUCUCAUUGAAGUUGAAGUGUAGAGGAGUUAACCCAAAUGAUCACCCUUUCAAAUCUGAGCUUGAUAGGGUAAGUGUGUGCCAAAAUAGACUGGAACGCCUUCCAAAUCUUAGUGAAGAAGAGUGGCAAGAUAUGGUGGAGGAAAAUUUGAACCAUCAUGAGCAGGCUGGUCAAAAGAGGAAGUAUCCAUCAUCUGAAGAACAACCUGAUCAAUAUGAUUCCAAGGAGUUUGUGGAGAAACGAGAGGAGCUUCUCGGUGGUGGUAAUAUUGGAAGUAGUAUUAAUGGAGCAAUAAUAGUUGACCUAUCCGAUGAUGAAGACGACGAUGAUGAGUAUAUGUGA